This is a messenger RNA of Entamoeba dispar SAW760, 1635 nucleotides long. Its product is annotated as heat shock protein 70kD, putative. The coding region runs from base 1 to 1635 and encodes 544 amino acids. The record is from RefSeq and is a predicted model, not a curated record. Lineage: Eukaryota; Evosea; Mastigamoebida; Endamoebidae. The transcript has a single exon. Gene Ontology annotation, cellular component: cytoplasm. Gene Ontology annotation, biological process: cellular response to unfolded protein; protein refolding. Gene Ontology annotation, molecular function: ATP binding; ATP hydrolysis activity; misfolded protein binding.
AUGAGCAUAGAAAAAGAUGUGGUUUAUGUUGGUAUCGAUUUGGGUACCACAUUUACUUCAGUUUGUGAAAUAAGAAAUAACAAUCCUUUCUUUUAUACAUCUGAACUUGGCUAUGACUCAAUCCGGUCAUGUGUUGCAUUCACAGGUACAAAAUGUAUCGUUGGUCAAAAUGAAAAUUCAGUAAAGAACAGUAUUUUUGAAGUCAAAAGACUUAUGGGUAAACGUGUGGAUAGUGAAGGUCUUGAUUUAAAAAACCUUAAGGGACGUUUACUAAACACCCCUGUUGAACUAAGUGAAGGCAGACUUGCAAUUGAAGUUGAAAGACCUGCAAAGAAAGGGAUAAAAAAUCAAGUAAUCCGUCUUCUUCCUGAACAAGUCUCAGCUUUAAUUCUAUUAAAAGUAAAAGAACUUAUAUUAAAAAUACACAAGAAUGUUACAAUCAAAGCAGUUAUAGGAGUUCCAGCAGCAUUUGGUGAUGAAGAAAGAAGAGCAACCGAACGAGCAGUAAAAAUGGCAGGGAUUGAACUUAUAAGAAUGGUAAAUGAACCUACAGCUGCUGCAAUGGCUUAUGAAAUAAAAGAUGGGUCAGUGUUUGUCUUUGAUUUUGGAGGAGGGACAUUAGAUAUUUCUGUCAUAAAUUAUGUAAAUGGACGACCUCAAGUAAAAGUAACAAUGGGAGAUCCUUUUCUAGGAGGAAAUGAUAUUGACUAUAAUAUUCAAAAAUAUUUAAUUGAAGAAAUCAAAGAACGUGCAAAAGGUUCUUGUUCUGAAGAAGAAAUAAACAAUAUAAUUGAAAAGAAAAAAGGUGUAUUAAAGAAUUGUGCAGAAGAUUUAAAAAAAGGAUUGUCAGAGAAGUACAAUAAAAGUAGAGAAGCAACUAAAGUUGAAUGUACGAUAGAUAUAGGUAUUAAAGAUUUAGAAGAUCAGUCAUUUGAAUUAACGUAUACUAAAUUCUUAGAAUUAAAUCAAGAAAUCUUUAAGAGGUGUCAAGAGUUAAUGAAAAGGGCUCUUAGAAAAAGUGGAUAUACUCAAAAGACAAUUGACCAUGUAUUAAUGGUAGGAGGUUCAUGUAAAUGUCCAAGAAUUAAAGGAAUGUUAAUUGAUUUCUUUGGGAGUGAAAAAGUAGAUCAAAUAAAUACUGAUUUUGAUUUAUUGGUAUGUAAGGGAUGUGCGUUUUUAGCACAAUCAAUUGCCACUGAAGAUAUUUCAAAUAUAUUAGAAGGAGAAAUUGCAUCUAAAACUAUUGGAAUUGAACUAAUGGAUGUUAGUACUAAUAAAAAAAGUAUUGAACCAAUUAUUAAAAGUGGAACUCCAAUUCCAUAUGAAACAAAAAGAGUGUUUGUUACAACAGUUGAUUAUCAAAAAGAGUUAUUAUUAAAAAUUUAUGAAGACCAAAAUCUCUUAACAGACCUUUUAAUAUCCCCAUUACCAACAAUGGUUGCGGGUUUUGUUGAAAUUGAAGUUACAUUUUCUAUUGCAGAUGAUGGUAAAUUAUUGACUAAAGCCAAAGUAACAAAGCCCUUAAAUAUUUCUUUAGAAAAACAAUGUUUAGCAAUGCCACAACACCAAAAUUAUAGUGAAUUAGAAAUAAUAGAAAAUUCAAAAGAAAUAGAGGCUCUCUAUUAUUCAAAAUAA